GAACACAUUUUAAUGUCUGUAUCGCAUUUCUGUGAGAUGUAGAGCGGAUGUAUUUCUAUAACAUGCGGAAACAUGUCCAAGAAUGCAGCUAGCAGGGUUACUCCGUGGUUGUCGGACACGUUAGGUGGUUGUUUCUGUUUCCACGUGAAGACCGCGUUAGCAAAUUGUACUUAGCCGCCGGUAACUUUAGCACAGCGCUAAUUCUGAAUGGGGCUGUUUCUUUUUCUGUGGGGGAGUACCUACUACCCCAGCACUAAGUUUGUGGUUGUGAUCCCAGCUGGCUCGUCCAGCGAGAUGACAGUGAGGUUGUGGGUGGACACUAGUAAAAUGAAGACCUGACUGCAUACUUAACCUGAGCCCAGCAGGUCUGUGAUGAUGUUUCGCUUCAGGAGUGUGAAUUCAUGCCUCCGCAGGCUGCUCCAUUUUGGGACAACAAAUACAGAUCAGGUCCUGGAGCGGCUGCAAGCUUGCACCGUUGAAGACCAAGUGUUCGAUGUGGUGGGCAAGAACAGAGCCAAGCUCACUGUGCAGCACGUGAGCUGUGCCGUGGGGAAGCUGUGGGAUUUUCAGAAGGAGAAACCUCAACUGCUGAGGACUGUCGACCACACCAAGGGUCACGCGCAGUUCCUGACCCUUCGGGUUUUGGCGGAAAACAAAAUUGCUCUUAUGGAUGAUUUCAUGUUGGCUGACAUGCUCUACAUUUUCCUCAGGAUGAAUGUGGAGCCUCAUGACUCACUUGUUCAGCAGCUGGUUUCAGAAGCAUGGCUAAGAGUUGACAGGUUACCUCUGAAAUCUCUAUCCAAGUUUGCUGUCUGUUUAAGUGAUCAGUAUCUAUACCACAGUCCUCUGAUGGGCCACAUCACCAGCAUCUUGGAUGAGAGGUUGUCGUCUAUCGAUGAAGCCAGGGUCCUAACGUCUCUGAUGUUGUGCGUGUCCGACUUGUUGUCCACCCGACUGCGCGAUGCCGUCAUCGCCAGAGCGGAGCACCUCCUGGACAAAAUAGAACCCUCCUCUUACAGCAUCCCACGAAGGAUGGUGCUGUUCCUCCGCAACAUUAAGUGCGUUCACAGGCCUCUGCUGGAGAAGUGCAACGAGGCCUUCUUGCGCAACAUUCACAGGAUGGAUGCAGAGAAUAUCUGCAUGAUCCUGAACAUGUAUCAGUCCCUGCAGUUCAACAACUGCAACUUCAGGCUGGCUGCUAAACAGAAACUCAUUGAGCUGAUUGACUCGAACACGGAUCGUUUCUCCUUCACCAAACUGUUCGUUGCUCUCAUUCCCAUGGCCAGCCCGGAGAUCAGAGCAAGGUUAGAGAACACUGCCCUCCUGAUGGCAGAUGAGCUCAAUGGACAACAGGCUCUGGCUAUGGCCGAAGCGCUGGAGGAGGUUCAGAGCAGGAACCUCAAAUUGCUGAACAAAAUUGCAUCGGUAAUCGAAAGGAAUCUUCAUAUCUACAAGUCGGUGGAGGUGGCCAAAGUCACUCAAGCCCUUUUCAUGUUGCACUGUCAAAACCCCGCAUUCUUCGCCAAACUGAGAACCGUUUUGAUCGACUUCUUGCAGCGCAGUUUCACCCCCCACGAGGUGACCAUGCUGACCCGCGUGCUGUCCACGCUGCCUUCCCCGAGACUCGACGAAUGUUUCGUGCGGGUGAACGCGGUGGUGGAGCAGUGCAGCCUCACCGAGCUCAGCACCAUUUCCAGCACCAUCUCCAAGUGGAUGCGGCACAGCCCGUCCCACCACCACAGCACCCACACCAAGUGCGUGCACCUGCUGCAGACAAUGAACCGCUGCGGCCACGAGAGGCUGCAAACGGCUGACCGGCUGGACCUGCUGAUGGAGGAGCUCAAGUACCUCUCCGGGGAGUGGUUUGAGGAAAUGCUGCUCGAGGAGACCAUGGUCACGCUGCAGAGGAUGAUCGACCAGAUACACUGGACUGGAGUCCCUGAGCUGGCCUUCUUCCUGACCAGGACCAAUUAUCUGUGCCCUCCUGUGAUGGACAGAAUCGCCAGCGUGACCAUCGAAAACAUUGACAAGAUUCACUACUCGGCAACGUACGCCACCCUGCUAGCCUUUUCUGUCCUGAACUACGAACCCAUACAGGCAGACGAGCUGUACGAUGCCUGUAUUAAGCGGUUCACUCCUCAUAUGAGCUCCUUCGACCCACAUCUGCUAGUCCUCUUGGGGUACGCCUUGGCUAUAGCCGACCGUUUUCCUGAGGGAUUAAUCAGAGAAAUCUUCAGUAUAGGCUUUCUGGGAAAGCUGGAUUCCCAACUAGAAACUCUACCCGAUGCCCUCAACAUGCGGACGCGGCUGCGCCUCAUGGAGCUGAAUCGCGCCGUGUGUCUCGAGUGUCCUGAGUACCAGGUGCCGUGGUUUCACGAGCGCUACUGCCAGCAGCUGCAGAGAAGAGGGAAUGGCAACAUCAGUCCUAUACAACAGCAAAUCCACAAAAUGCUGGGAGAAGUUCUUGGCGGUAUUAACUUUGUCCAAUUAGCAGUUGUGACUCCAUAUCAUUACACCGUAGACUUUGAAUGCAAACUAGACAAAAACCUGCAACCGCUGCCUUACACUGAGCCGAGCACCCUGCAGAUCUCAGACACGGGAACGGUUCUCUGGGAUACGAGCUCGCCGGAACGCAGAAGGGAUGAGCUGCCUCCCGGAGCUCAGCGCGUUGCUGUGGACUUCCUUGAUUCAAAGUCCUUCUGCAAAAUGUCUCAUCAUAUGAAAGGAGAAGCCUUGAUUAGAAAGAGACACCUGGAAAUUCUGGGAUAUCGUAUUGUUCAGAUCCCUCACUUUGAAUGGAACUCCAUGGAGCUGUCGACACACGACGCCUGGAAGGAAUAUUUAAAGAAUAAAAUAUUUAAUUAGGCUUCAUCUGGAAGCCUUUAUUUAUAAAACAGUGAAAGAAAUGUUACAUUCAUCGGGGCCCUGGCCUGCUUUUGACUUUUUUAGUCAAAAUAACUGAAACACAGCUUUUAUUUGCUGUAUGUUGACAUACAGAAAGUGCUCCUUAUUUUUCCAAAUAUACCUCAUUAAAUGGGACUGUAUAUUGUGCUUUUGUAUCAAAUAUUUUAAAAAAUAAAAUGGAAAGCUUUGA
This is a messenger RNA of Mugil cephalus (flathead mullet), 3094 nucleotides long. RefSeq names its product FAST kinase domains 1 (gene fastkd1). The coding region runs from base 373 to 2865 and encodes 830 amino acids. Gene Ontology annotation, molecular function: RNA binding. Gene Ontology annotation, cellular component: mitochondrial matrix; ribonucleoprotein granule. The transcript has 14 exons. NCBI's taxonomy places the organism in Eukaryota, Metazoa, Chordata, Actinopteri, Mugiliformes, Mugilidae. Gene Ontology annotation, biological process: mitochondrial RNA processing; regulation of mitochondrial mRNA stability. The record is from RefSeq and is a predicted model, not a curated record.